GCCGUCGAACGGACCGGCAGCUUCCAGUGGCUCAGCAGCCUCGCCGUCGUCGAACACGAGGCUAUCCGCACCCGGGGCGCGAGCCAGCCAACAGCAGCAGAAACAGACGUCCGGCAGCGACGCGGACGGCCCUGGAGAUGCUGACGAAGCGCCGGAUGCAGCCGAGCUGCGCGUGGCUGCGGCUGCAGCUGCGGCGCCGGCUGCCCAUCCUGGGCUGGCUGCGCGGCUACUCGGCGGGCGACGCCCUCUGCGACGCCAUGGCCGGCUUCACCGUGGGGCUCACGCUCAUCCCGCAGGCCAUCGCCUACGCCGCGCUCGCCGGCCUCAGCCCGCAGUAUGGCUUGUACUCCGCCUUUGCUGGCAGCUUCGUGUACAUCUUCUUCGGCACGUGCAAGGAGGUGAACAUUGGACCGACAGCUCUGCUCUCCCUACUCACAUCAACCUACACGCACGAUACAAGUCCUGAUCUGGCUGUUUUGCUCUGUUUCUUGGCUGGCUGUGUGGAGCUGCUUUGCGGACUUUUGCAACUAGGUUUCCUAGUGGAGUUUGUUUCUGUCCCAGUUGUGACAGGCUUCACAUCUGCUGCUGCUCUCAUUAUAGCAUGCUCACAGGUCAAGGGCCUGUUGGGCCUAAGCAUCAAGGGUCACAAUUUUGCUGAGACAGUGGUUGCAAUCUUUGAAAACAUUGGAUCAACUCGUCUCUGGGAUGCUAUACUGUCACUCUUCUGCAUUACAGCAUUAUUAACACUCCGGAAACUUAAGGACCUAAAAUUUAAGGAUACCAGCUCACUGACAGUGAAAAUCAUUUCAAAAUUUAUAUGGUGCAUUUCUACAUGGCGGAAUGCAGUCAUUGUCAUUAUAAGCACAGCUGUUGCUUAUUACGUUAGUGAAGAUGAAAAAAUACCAUUCAUUCUCACAGGAAGAAUAGAACCUGGCCUACCAACUGUAACUCCCCCACCAUUCAGCACUUCAUUUGACAAUAAAACACUUUCAUUUGGUGAUAUGUGCUCUUAUCUUGGAAGUGGCCUUGCAGUUGUUCCCAUUGUUGCCAUACUGGGAAAUGUGGCAAUUGCAAAAGCAUUUUCAAAUGGUGAGAUGCUGGAUGCAACUCAAGAGAUGAUAACUCUGGGACUUUGCAACAUUGUUGGGUCCUUCUUUCGCUCAAUGCCAGUCAAUGGCUCUUUUUCCCGCAGUGCUGUCAACAACUCAAGUGGUGUCAGAACUCAGAUGGGUGGACUGUAUACAGGAAUACUUGUAAUUAUGGCUCUCAGUCUUCUGACUCCACAUUUUUACUACAUCCCAAAGGCUACUUUGUCAUCAGUUAUUAUCUGUGCGGUUAUAUUUAUGAUUGAAGUAGAUAUUCUUCCUUCAUUAUGGCGAUCAAACAAGAGAGAUCUCAUCCCCUUAUUUGUGACAUUCAUUGCAUGUCUAUGGCUUGGAGUUGAAAUUGGAAUUGUUAUUGGAAUUGCAGUUGACAUUGCUAUUCUCCUGUACUUCAAUGCUAGACCACGUGUCACAGUGGAAAAACUGAAGUGUCCACCAGCUGGUCCUGAAUAUUUGCUGGUGAGACCCGGAGCUGGACUACUUUUCCCAGCAGUUGAUUUUCUACGAGAUGCUGUUGCCAAAGCAAGUGCCAAUUGUGCUGAAGAAAAUUUGCCAGUUGUGAUUGACUGUCAGCAUGUCCAGCAUGCAGACUUCACAGCAGCAAGAGGUAUCAGAGCUCUAGCAACUGAUCUUAGCCGUCGUGGUCAUCACUGUGUAUUUCACAGAUUGCGACCAGAUGUUUCAGAUGUACUGGGAGUUACUGACACACAGUGCUCUUCCACAGAUGAAGAACUUCACACUAUUUUGCAAGGUCUCUAUGAUGCUGAUGCCACUGUUUUGCAAAUAAAGGAUCCAGACAAUUCAUCCAGCCAAGCAACUUUGGUCAGUAAUCAUAAUUCCACAAAACUGUGAGAAAAAAAUCCUAUCUUCCCUGCUUAUUAACUCACAGCCAAAGAUUCACAGCAGUGUCACUGCAAAAAGUAAGCUGAUCAGUUGCAAUGGAUCUGUUUUUGCUUGUAGCUACAUACACAAAAAUGAAAUGAUGCUGAAAUUCAUUGGCAGGCAACAAGAAAUGGUUGAAUUGUCUGUGCUCAGUAAGCAAAGUACAAUAGAAGAUUUGCAUUUGUGUUUCUCACAGGAAGUUCGAAUAUGGAAAUCAGUGUCUGUUUAUUUACACAUUGUCACUAUCAGACUUUCAGUCAGUCUUGUGUAAUCAAUCAACUGCUGCUAACAAGUAUUCAAUCACAUAAGUCCAAGAACUCUCAAGUGUAUGCUCACAAUACAUGUAACAGGAAGACUACUGAAAGUGUUUAAAAAGAAGAUAUGGUGGUCUAUAUGCAACACUAACUAUCUAAUACUGUGUAAAUAGAUGAUCUUUAAGUGAGAGGAUGGGUCUAUCAUUCAUCGAUGUUGCAGUGUUGUGAAGGCAGUCAUUUUAGAGCAGAGGGAAGAGAAGGAUAGCUAUAAUAUACAGUCUCACAACUGCAGUAUGUGCUUUAAUCUGUUUCUGAAUGCCCGUAGGUAUGCCUAGGCAGGAGUCAACUAGCAGUUGUAAGUGACAUACAAUAUGUAAGUGAUGAGUGAGAGUGGCAUCAGAUGGCAAUUAAGACUAUUUCAAGCAGCAUAAUUGAGUGAGAAAACAUAAAUCUUAGUCAUUCUUCAUUAUGUGAGAAGAGAUAGAAAAUAUUUGUAAAGCAACUGAAUAAAAUCAUUAUUUAACAAAUGAGGUACAUUUCUAGCUGUUGACAUUAUUAGUGUCCUUUUUGCUUGAAAUCAACACCUGGAGAAAGGAUUUUCACUAGUCAUGCAGAAGACGGAUGCAGAAGUAAUUCGCAGCUCAUCAUAAAUUAAUAUGAAUACUAAAAUUAUGAUGAAAGUGGAAUAUAUGUGGUAUGUUCAUGUGACACUGACAUUUACGACUUAGCACUAUGAUAUUUCAUAUGUCUACAUACCAUAGAGCCUGUAAUUAUUACCAUAAAUGUCGGUCAUAGCCACGUAGUCUUCCUUUAGUGUAUGACUAGUUUAUAAAUAUGCCUCAUUUUUUUAAAAAUAAUUCUUUAACUGUGAGAACCUCUACUGUAACCUACUGAACAUUAAAAAUCUUAACUGGAGGGCAUUGGUUAUUCAGUUACUGCAGUGAAAAUGUUUAAAUUAUUGUAAUUUGGCACAGAAUCAGUUCAUUAUUGGCAUGCAGCAACAUCUAUGUUUUAUACUGUAACUAGCUUCACAUUCAUUUUCAUCAACAUAGGGAGCCUCUUUCAUCACUAUUUACUUAAUGUUCCUAUUUGAAAGUUUUAGUACUAGACACGUAUCCAAAUAUAUUUCAGCACUAAGUUAUUUAUGCUUAAGUUUCACAGAUGUGAACCAUGUGACUGUGAUUUUGUAAUUAAAUUUGUGUGAAAAUUUGAA
Schistocerca serialis cubense is the source of this 3452-nucleotide messenger RNA. Its product is annotated as sodium-independent sulfate anion transporter-like. Gene Ontology annotation, cellular component: membrane. Bases 138 to 1955 code for a protein of 605 amino acids. The transcript has 12 exons. Gene Ontology annotation, molecular function: sulfate transmembrane transporter activity. NCBI's taxonomy places the organism in Eukaryota, Metazoa, Arthropoda, Insecta, Orthoptera, Acrididae. The record is from RefSeq and is a predicted model, not a curated record. Gene Ontology annotation, biological process: transmembrane transport.